Rattus norvegicus (Norway rat) is the source of this 2056-nucleotide messenger RNA. Lineage: Eukaryota; Metazoa; Chordata; Mammalia; Rodentia; Muridae. The record is from RefSeq and is a predicted model, not a curated record.
GCACAGCUGUCACUCAACGGAUUACCUGAGAGUAGGGCACAGUGUCUGGUAACACAGUUCUGAGCUCCAAGCUAGUCAGAAGUAACCUGAGUCAGCAGACCCAUUCCAGACAACCACUAUGACUGUGAAGAAAACAGUAGAGAGGGACUUUUGUUUGGUCUGGUUUUGGUUUUGGUGACAUGGAGGAUUGGAUUCACAGAAGCAGCUUUCAGAAAGUUACUUGGUCUGAGUUCCUGACAAAGAACUUGGAAGAGCUCUAAAGAGAGAGGGAGUCAAAAUGCUGCCCAGUGGGACACAGGAAGUAAGGAAGAAAAAAGAGAAAAAGAAGAGGCUGCAAGAAGAAGCCAAGAUCCAGAGCCUCACCAGGGCUGGCCACAGGGCCUUGCAUGCUGCCCAGAUUCAGGAGGCCUUGGGCAGCUUCCAGAAGGCCUUCCUGCUGGCCUCCAAGGCCCCAUCAACCAGAGAUAGCCCUGUUCUUCGAGCCUGUGCCUUCAACCUAGGGGCUGCCUAUGUGGAGACUGGAGACCCAGCCACAGGUCUUGAGCUACUUCUGAGAGCCCGUCCUGAAGAGAAGUCUGCAGGCUGGUGUCAUGGCGACCAGUGUUUCAAUGUGGCUUUGGCCUAUCAUUCCCUUGGUGACCUGACUCAAGCUUUGGACUGGUACUGCAGGGCUUUGGGCCAUUACCAGCCACAGAGCUACCAUGGGGAAGCACAGGCAAAAAUAGGAGCCUGCUACCAGGCCCUGGGCUGGCCCAAGCAAGCAGCCUGCAGUUUGCAGGAAGCUAGCCAGGCCUAUGCUCACACAGGCCGGCUCUGGGAUGCAGCCCUGGCUCAGGUGGCUGCUGUGAGAUGUAUGCUGAGCAGCCGGCAGUAUAGACUGAGUGAAGUGUUGCAGGCUCUGGAGGAGAGCCGUAAGCUUGCUGAUGCUGACCGGGGCGCUGACCAGGGACUGCUGGGGCCAUUCUACAAUGAUGUAGGCAUGGGUUACUUCCAACUCCAGCUGUUCCCUCUGGCAGUAGAGGCCUUCCUGCAGGCCCUACCCCUGUGUCGACAGGCAGCAGAGCAGGCUACAGUGCUUCAAAACCUUGGAAUGACCCACAAUGUCCUUGGCAACUAUUGGGAAGCGCAGGAGUUUCACCAGAAGGCUGUCGAUCUGCAUGGCUCUGUGGGCCAGCGGUGGGAGCAGGGUCGCAGCUUUAGCGGCCUGGCAUUUUCACUGAGCCAGCUGGGGGACCACAGGGCUGCCUGGGACAGCUAUUUGCAUGCCCUGCAGGCUGCCCAAGACACUGGGGACGUGAAGGGACAGUGGCAGGCGUGUGAGGGCCUUGGGGCAGCUGCAGCCAGACUGGGGCAACAUGACCAAGCCUUGAAAUAUUAUAAGGAAGCGCUGGCCCUGUGUCAGCACGAACCAAGUUCUAUACGAGAGCGGCUUGUGGCCAAACUGGCAGAUGCCACGCGGACCUUCGUGACUCAGGAGAAGCUAGCCCAGGCUCAUUUUCUGCCAUCUGUUCCUGGAAAACUCCAGACUUCAUGGGAGGCCUCCCUAGAGGCAAAGAACUCAGCUAGGGUACACAGUAGUGCAGAAGAUGCCCAGGACAGUAGGUCAGAAGAAGGCCGUGAGAAGAAAAAGGAGGGGCUGAUGAACAUGACUAUUGUGUUAGAACCUCAGAGACAGGACUGCUUAGGAGCCUCAGAACAUCUUCCAUCUGGAGGCCCAUGGCCCAGAGGAGUGGAACAUCUCGUCAACACAGCACCCAACAAUAGGUCAUCCAUAGGGACCAAGGAAGCCCUGGGCAGGAACCUCCAGAGGACAUCCAUCCAGUCUGGCCUCUGCACCAUCGUGUGACCUAGACCUGUUGGCUGCAGCGCUCACCUCCACAGGAACUUCCCAGUAGAGGCCUUUAGGGCCUUGGGGAGGACCUUCAGUAUGGAUGUGGGCAUGGUGAACAGACAGCCAAGGGUUCUGCUGACUCCACAUUGAGAUUCUCUUUGCUCUUCUUUGGGGGAAGGUCUUUAACUCAGUAGACCAAAACAAAAAGCAAAACCUGGGAAAUGA